ACUCUACGUAAAUAUCCACAUCCAUCGUCAACCUGCAUCAGAAGAUUUAGACUCAAGGUGAAGCCAUGGAGUUAGGACCACUGCAGCCGAUCCUGUUGCUAUUAGAGGAUGGCGCCGCCAUGGACCGCAAGACACUGGACAUGACGCUAGCUCAAGCGCUGAGUGGCGAGGAGCUCACAGCAGCCGUUCGUGUGGCGUCCAUCGCUCAAUUAGACCAAAUUCUAGACCACGAGACGCUUUCUGACCUUCCGCUUAGCUUCCUGCUGCUUCUCUCGUCCAAGGCGUCGAAGCUGGAGCAUGUGCGUCACCAAGAAGAGAUGGACGAAACACGCACGAAGCUACUGCAACAGACAGCACAGCUUCUGCACCAGAUUCCCAUCGCUGUGGCCGCCAAAGAGCUCAAGAAACUGAGUGUGCUCUGUGACCAGUACGCACGGCUGGCUGUGGACAUGCAGCAGAGCAUCAAGACCAUUUUCCCGCUCAAGAGCUUCUUACAGCGCUUUUAUCAGCAAGGAAACGCUGUGUUGAUCCCUCUACACGCGCAAUUUCUGUAUUUGUGUCUGCAUUCCAAGUGUUAUUUCGCAGCUAUGGAGAUUCUAGACCAAUCGCUCGUGGAGAUCCACUCGCAGUCGCAUCUCGUCACGUCCGUCGACUUCUUGGGUUACGCGUACUAUGGAGGACUACUGUACCUCGGCGAGAAGAGAUAUCAAGACGCGAUGGACUUCUUUCAACUCGCUAUUACAGCGCCCGCUGUCUCGCUCAGUGCCUUUGUGAUUGAGGCGUACAAGAAGCUGCUACUGGUGACUCUUAUUCUCAAGGGUGAAAGUGUUUUACUGCCCAAGUACACGCCAUUCGUAGUCACGCGUCACGUGGAGAACCACUGCACAGCAUACGCAGAUCUGGCCAACGCUUUUGUCGUGGAAAAAGACUUGGCCGCGGUACAGGAGGUCGUCACGAAGCAUGAAGAUCUGUUUAUCCAGGAAGGAAACUUCGGUCUCGUCAAGCAGGUUGUGCAGGCUUUUAAGCAGCGGAAACUGCUUCAACUGAAGCGCACGUACGCUACAAUUGAGCUGACGGAGAUCGCCACAGCGGCAGGUAUGGCUAGCAGCGAUGCCGUGGCUGCAGAGAAGAUGCUGUUGACGCUGAUCUCGAACGGCCAGAUGGACGCCGUCAUCGACAAGCAGAAGGCCAUGGUGCGUUUCGUGCUGGAGAAUGAAGACGGAGGUGCAUAUCACGAUGAAGUGCAGGGCGAGGCGACCAAGAAACUGCAACAAGAGAUGGAGAAGCUCGUGCUGGUCGCGUCCCAACUACGUUACAUGGACGUGGAGCUCGUAACGAGUGCGAAAUUCCAGUCUCGCUUGCAGAAGGACAAGGAUCGACGCUCAAGGAUCAACAUGCACAACCAGCAGAGCGAGGAACGUAUGAUCGUGGAAGGGGCUAGCGGCAUGGACACGAUGGAGUAAGCGAACACUGGAGAAAGGUGGUCGAUAAUUGGUUUGCAACUUGGUUUUUGAGAUACAGAACUCUAUUGAUGUCUAGGUUAUUGCAUGACGAGUGCUAGCUGGAUCUUACGUUGACGUACUAACGACACAGGGUUCUUCAUGCGGAUCACUCGACAUAAUGCAGGAUUACCGGCGUUGAAGACACGAUAGAUACUGUACGUGGAGCCGUGGAUGGCAGCCUGGUCCAGCUCGUUCAUACUGAUCUCGAACACCCCCUUCUCCAUGGUACGUGUCGAUUUGACCUCGAUGUACUCCACCACUUUACCUGCAGACGACAGUGUGAGGUCGUACGGGAGACCAGACUCUUCCUUCUCGUUCACCCACUCGACAGUCCUCCUCGACUCACUAUCAGCGUGCUGCUGCUUGAGCUGAUUGAACACGUACUCCUCACCCCACCGACCAAUCGCUUCUCUUUCCUCCUUCGUCAUCGUGUUAGACAGUGACAUAGACUGCAUUCCAGACGACGGAGGCAGUGGGGGGUAAUACGGCGCUUGUUCUACGCCUCGGUUAACCGGAACUGGUGGGUAUGCUGGCCUCUGCAUGUCAUAGUUGCCAUGACCGUAGUUUGACGGUGGCAAUGGCGGGUAUGAGAGAUCCUGGGGUCCUUGGUAGUUUUGCUGGGGUUGAGUGUAUACCUUCUUCGCAGGAGCCUCCUCUGUAUCGAUCUCGCCAUCUUCCAUGUCUUCAACAGCGCGUUUGCGACUACAAGUAUCAAGUGAUGAAGACGUAGAGAUAUCGACGUUAUCCACUUGAAUCCACAGCUUGUCGGCUUCAGUUGCAGGUAGCGGGGGUAACAGUUGAGUCUCCACCAGCCAUUGUUCUCUCAUUACCGCGUUGGGUUGGAGUAAGCUGAGAUACAGCAGGUUGGCGACGUUGGAAGCUACUUGUACACCGAAGAGCUUCCGACAAAGCUCCAUCAACACCGAGGAGAGCGCACUCGUUUCUUCAUCUCCCGUCACAGACUGCAGGUACAAUGUACUCUUCGAUACAUCAAGGAAGCAACGAGACUGUGCGUCAACACCGCGACGAAGACUGAAGGAAUUCCCGACUCGAUACACCACCUGAAAGCCGUCGUGUCCGUCAACCAGCACACAUUGAAACUCAUUCGCCAACUUCGCUAUCGACUCGUUCUCCAGUUGAUCGUACAAGUGCCGGUGGUUGUGGAACAGGAAUCGCUGCGCCAACGCGAACGCAGUGUGAAUCUUCUCGUGGAGCGCCUCACUCGCAGGAUGCUUCGUGCAAAGCACACUGACUUCGUACUGCAAGUUCUCUUUCAGUGACUUCAUGCCACAAAACUCCACGAGGAACUUAUGCACAAGUGUCGCCUCGUUAUCGUCAUUCGAUACGAAGUAGCUCCAAGGGAACAGUCCAAGCACUUGGAGUUGUUCUUGUCCAGACUGCAGAUCAUCUUUGGUCAACUCCGUUUGAUCGUUGAUGUACAUGUCGGCACCUGACGUCCACUGGUUUUUAUCAAGCGUUGGGAAUACUUUCAAGUGCUGUACUCUCCGCUGGAACUCCGAUCCAUCUUUGUCAGCCAAAGAGAAGGCACUAGCCCAGAAUUUGAUCAAGAGCUGACUAAACUUCAGUAGCUUUUUCUUGCGUUUCAUGUCCAGCAAAGUCUUCGUGAAGCUUGCGAGUACCUUACUCCACGUGGUAGCAUGAGUCUCAAGGUGAGAAUAUACUGUUGAAAUCUUGGCAACACUGAGCAGCGCGUCCAGAUCAUCAUCGUCUGCAAGAGAUUCAAGCUGGACCACC
Phytophthora nicotianae INRA-310 is the source of this 3257-nucleotide messenger RNA. RefSeq lists its product as hypothetical. Gene Ontology annotation, cellular component: COP9 signalosome. The record is from RefSeq and is a predicted model, not a curated record. Gene Ontology annotation, biological process: ubiquitin-dependent protein catabolic process. The transcript is spliced from 2 exons. NCBI's taxonomy places the organism in Eukaryota, Oomycota, Peronosporomycetes, Peronosporales, Peronosporaceae. Bases 66 to 1463 code for a protein of 465 amino acids.